GGUAAAGAGAGAAUCUUUUCUGCCCAUUCAGAGACCGUUCACGUGUAAUCCUCUCCUUGGGCAGCAAAGGUGCAUCGGCACAUACCAGACAUCGUCAACCCAAUGAUAUUGCUGGAUACGAAGCCGACAAGUCCAACCAUGAGUGAAUCCUGGAAUCCUGGAUCCUUGAACGUCUUCGUCACUUUAACCUGUUUGUGUUAACUUUGCAUUUGCUCAUAACCUUUCCAUUCCAACCUUCAUAUCCUCCCCAAAAAGUCAAAUCUCGAAAUUCCACAUCCUCGAAAGAAUUAUCCACCGUCUCCUUUUUUCCUAAAAAAAGAACUUUAAUCAUGAGUUCUCGAACCUUAACAUAAGAAUUAUAUUCCAGCCUCCUUAUUUUCAUCCCGUGAAAAUUUUAUACUUUUCACCUCCGGAAACCAACGUCUUUUGGUUUGGUUUGACUUGAUUGACAUUGAUACUUGUUGCUUGGGUUUACCAUACACCCACCACGUUUUUGAUCACUUAAGCGGGGUACGAGUUCACCAUCGCAAUCAACUGAAUCGUUUCGCAUAAUCCAUCCCUCAGCUGAACAACAACUUCUCGAACUGCUCAGCCUUUCAACCAUCUAAACCCAAUUUUCACGCCAUUCUUUUUGAUUUUUUCGGAACCAAAAUUCGAGAAAUCAUGUCUAGAAUGGGUGAUCCAUACCGAAAUUCCUCGGAAACCCUAAGCAGCCGUGGCGGUGGGGGGAACCGUUGGGACACUGAGCGGUUCGCCUCGGAGCGCGACCGAGUCCGUUUUGCAGCAGACCGAGAAGAGCGAGAUUCACGAUUUCUCAGAGCUACAGGUGGUGGCGGUCAUACACGAGAACGAUCUUACGAUGACGUUUAUGAACGUCGAGGGCCACGAGGAUACGAAGAGGAGCGAGAACAUUAUGACGAACGAGAUUAUUACGAUUCACCCAGACUUCAACGAGAGCGAGAACCAGAACUAGGACGACAAAGAUCUACAACUAUUACAAUGGAAAGAGAGCGAGAGAGGGAAAGAGAUGAUUCUCCACCUCCUCGAAGAGCUGGUGGCAGACCCGCAUUUUUGAGAAGACAGAGCUCCCUGGAUACAUUUGACCGCAAGCCUUUGGUUAGGUAUGAGCGAGAAGCGGAGAGGUUGAGGGAUGAAUAUGGUCCACCUGCCAGACGCCCAGAUGUUAGACCACCACCUUUGACACCUGUUCCACUACCAAGAGCUAGAGGACUGCCCCCACCCAGAAGAUAUGCCGAGAGAGAUUACGAUGAGAUCAAGGUCGCGGAACCCGACUUCUAUGGUGAUGAAGAUUUCAGAGCCUAUCCCGAAAGAAUUAGAGAAAGAGAAAUCGUCAGACGAAGGAGAAGGAGUCACGAGAGAAGAGGUAGCCAUGAAAGAAGAAGCCACAGAAGUCAUAGCAAGGAGAGCCGUUCGACCGCCACAAGAAGCGUUAGAAGCGAGAGUGUUAGCUCAUCUGAUAGUGGCACUACGAUAUCAGUAAGAAGUGAGUUCCCUAAGAAGGGAAAGACAAGAAUGCCAGCUAGGUUGGUCAGCAAGAAAGCUAUCAUCGAUUUGGAUUAUCCUUUCGAAGAAGAGGGUGACACAAUCAUCAUUCAAAAGGCACUUGGAAGAGAAAAUAUUGAUGAGGUUAUCAAGUUGAGUGAGGAAUAUAAAGCAGCUGAGAAAGUCAAUGUCAAAAAGACGAAAGAGCUAGAGACAACUCUAACAACAUACCUUAUUGCUCCAGAACUCGAAAUGUCAGGUGGUCGAUCAGAAGCUGGAACCGUGAUCGAAGAACGUACAGAAGUCUUCACCAUUCCACCACCUCCACCACCAAUAGUACAUCACGCUCCUCCGCCUCCUCCAUCGGUUGUACACCAUGUCCCUCCGCCUCCUCCAUCAGUUGUACACCAUGCUCCUCCACCUCCUCCAUCCGUACACUACCCGCCUCCUCCAGAGUCAGUUCAUUAUCCACCUCCUCCACCAGAGUCAGUUCAUUAUCCGCCUCCUCCACCAGAGUCAGUUCACUAUCCACCUCCUCCGCCAGAGUCAGUUCACUAUGGCCAUCCACCCCCAGCUCAUUGGGCACCACCUCCCGCAUCAGUCGUAUAUGCGCCACCACCUCAGCCAGUUAUAUACGCACCACCACCACCACCACCUCAACAAAAUGUUGAGAUUCACGAAUCCACCAAGAUUGUCGAACGUUCUCCAUCUCCAGCACGAAGCGCAUACUCUCAUCAUAGCCACCAUAGCCACCAUAGCCACCAUACUCAUCACCAUAAUGAUCCCGUCAUUUUGGAAGGACGCCCUAGAUCGCGAGACGAAGAAAGCGUCUUUUACGAAAAGCGGGAAAUUAUUGAACGUACAGAACCUAUCGGUGCAAUGACUUUAUCACACUCUCAUAGUCAUCGUAAAGAUGAACGCUCGAUUCGAGCUGAAAUUAAAGCUCUCGAGGCUGAGAAGGAAGCUCUCAAAGCAGAUCGACGGGCUAACCGCGAGUUACGUCGCGCGGAGCGUCUUCGCCGCUCAGGGGCAAGACAUAGCGACAGCCAGUUGGUACUCUAUGAAGAUGAAAUCCACGACGGCAGAGAUGUGACCAUCGUGAGAAGGGAAAGAAUUGUGGAGCCUGAGGGAGGUGUUAGGAUCGAAAAGGACCGAAAAGGUAGGAUGAGCAUCAGUGUUCCUAAACAUGCCUAUCGUUAGGUGUCUUGCCUGAAUGAGCUCCUCCACCAAAAUUGGUUAGAGCCAUGUUGGCUACCUUGACUUAAUUCCUACCUUUUGACAAUAAAUACCUUUGCUUUACAUCACGCGUUUCGAGCGUCAAUUGAGCCGGGAUAGAUUAAUGAAUGGCGUUGACAAAGUAUCUUAUGGCUGGCUGGACGGAGCUCGUUGGUUUCACACAGGCAGAAAUUGUACUUUUUCUUAUUUACUUUUUGAAGUUUUUUUCACGGCAUGGCUAUCUAGACUGUAUCUGACAUGAAGAGGGAUUUAUGGGAGGGAUACUGGAUAUGGAAAUGGUUCAUGCGACGAUGACAUCUACAGCUGCGACUUUACGCUUCAUUUCUCUUCAAUUUUUUUAGUUUGAAGAUACAUUAUUUAGGAUACCGAUACGCACAGCUUUUGCACUUUCUUCCUCUUUCUCUUCUCUUCUUUCUUUUGGUGCUGAACACGUACGCAUUUUGCACGUUUCAAUGAAGUUACGAAAUAUCUUUUCUUUGGUAAUUGGUUUGUUGAUGAAUGGGUGGGUAGGUGGCUGGGCAAUUGGGGCUGAUGUGAUAGCAUUCUACCUGGUUGUUGAAUGGAUGAAUGGACGGAUAAAUAGAAAACAUGGAAAGUGAGGGAGGGAUACUUGAGCUAGCAAUAGGGAGAUAGAUAGGAUACAAUAUUAUGAUUAUGAAAUUGAUGGUUGGAAUGCUUUCUUUCUGCUAUGUGCGUUUCUGAUGAGCUGGACUGAGUAUCGCGGGAUGGUAGGAGAUGGGAGAGGAGCUUGUUGGGAUAUCUGUUGUUGGUUGUGCGGAUGGGUACCUAGGUAGGUGUAUAUGGAUGGUGUUGUUAAGAUGCUUAGAUGAGCCAUAAGAGUCCUCGCAAAAGAAGUUGAAUGAAACGAAAUAGGAAAUCCAAUAUAUAUAUAAUAUCAGUCCA
Molecule: messenger RNA, 3642 nt
Organism: Botrytis cinerea B05.10
Lineage: Eukaryota; Fungi; Ascomycota; Leotiomycetes; Helotiales; Sclerotiniaceae
Exons: 4
Coding region: 664-2703 (679 amino acids)
Biological process (GO): actin filament polymerization
Cellular component (GO): cytoplasm; actin filament
Molecular function (GO): microtubule binding; actin binding
Source: RefSeq, a predicted model, not a curated record